AUGAAGAAAGAGUUCAAAGAUCUUGCAGCCAGAUACGACACACUUAGAGAAUGGCUGUCCUUUAAUGAUGCUCAGUCUUGUCAUCUGUCUGUGAAUGGCUGGAUUGCUUGUCGUGGAAAGCUGUAUUUAUUCAUCUCUGAUGAACUGAACUGGAUGAGCAGUCGAGAUGUCUGUGUUUCAAAAGGAGCCGAUCUGGUGACCAUAACCAGCCAAUCAGAACAGGAUUUUCUGGUGUCUAAAAUUACAGUGACACACUGGAUUGGUCUGAAUGAUCUGGACACUGAAGGACACUGGGUUUGGGUGAACAACCAAACUCUCAAUGAAACUGCAGUACAGUUCUGGUUCACUGGAGGGCCGAGAGAACCUGAUAACUGGAGAGUACAGGAUCCGUCUGGAGAGAACUGUGCUAGUCUGGGAGAUGGGAAGGGCAAUUUUCAAUCUUGGUUUGAUGCUUCUUGUAAAAAAGUAAAGAAGUUUAUCUGUGAAAAGAAAUAUUAAUUUACUUCCAUCAGUGAUACUGUAACAUGUCAGUUUGUCUUGGGACUUCUUUCUGUUUGUAUUUGUUCAGUU
This is a messenger RNA of Pimephales promelas (fathead minnow), 570 nucleotides long. RefSeq names its product C-type lectin domain family 4 member F-like. The record is from RefSeq and is a predicted model, not a curated record. NCBI's taxonomy places the organism in Eukaryota, Metazoa, Chordata, Actinopteri, Cypriniformes, Leuciscidae.